Messenger RNA from Manduca sexta (tobacco hornworm), 2163 nucleotides. RefSeq names its product putative aminopeptidase W07G4.4. Gene Ontology annotation, cellular component: cytoplasm. Bases 219 to 1742 code for a protein of 507 amino acids. Gene Ontology annotation, biological process: proteolysis. The record is from RefSeq and is a predicted model, not a curated record. The transcript is spliced from 8 exons. Lineage: Eukaryota; Metazoa; Arthropoda; Insecta; Lepidoptera; Sphingidae. Gene Ontology annotation, molecular function: manganese ion binding; metalloaminopeptidase activity.
UCAUUGUGUUUUGACAAAUGUCAUCUGUCAUUUGACGUAACUACUUACCUACCUGUCUUUAUACUAUUACAAAUUUUAUUUGUCUGACUUCAGACUUGUUGCGGCAGUUGUUCCACUGAGUAGCCGGCCAGUGGCAAUCAGGCAAUUAGCAAGAUUUAACUCGUCAUCAUUGAAGAAUACCUACUUCAUUUUCUUCAAAAUUUAUAAGACGAGAAGAGAUGUCUGGUGAAGCGCACGAGGUUCACGGCGUGGCGGUGGCGCCGAUGAACGAUAUGAACAGCGCCGAUUACGAUGCGCUCGUGGUGAUCACAGGCGAAGGCAUCACGCCGCCACACGCGCUACAGGAUUUCGUAGCAUCCGCACUACAGCUUGACGCUGGACUUAAUAAGUGCGUGGCGGUGCUGCGGUGCCCGCUGGUGAGCGGCGCGCGGCUGGUGUUGUCGCCGACGGGUCCGCUGACGCCGUACGACGACGUGCGCAGCGUGGAGGAGGCGGCGCGCGCAGGCGUGCGGCGCGCGGUGGCGGCGGGCGCGACUCGCCCCGCGCUCGCGCUGCGCCCGCACGCGCGCUGGCGCCGCGCCGACCUCGUCGCGCUGCUCGCCGCGCUAGAGGCAUUCUAUGAGCCGUUGCAGAUCCGCGAGUCGUGGCCGCAGCGGGCGCACUCUGUACGCGCGUUCGGCGUGUACGCGGAGGGAAUACCCACGCCUCUAGACGUACUGCUGCGCGAUGCGGUGGCGCUCGAGAUCGCUAGAGGCCUGUGCCGCGACAUCGGCGGCGCGGACCCGGAGCGCAUGGCGCCGGAGGGGUUCGCGCGCGCCGUGCACGAGGCGUUCGCGGGCAGCGCCGUGCGCGUGCGCGAGGUCUCCGACGAGGAGACACUCAAGCGCGAGUACCCGCUCCUGGCCGCCGUGGACCGCGGCGCCAGAGCCGUGCCGCACCACCGCGCACGCGUGCUGCACCUCGAGUACGUGCCGGACACGUACGACGCCACGCUGCUGCUCGUCGGCAAGGGCGUCACCUACGACACCGGCGGCUGCGACAUCAAGGCGGGCGGCGCCAUGGCCGGCAUGUCCCGCGAUAAGUGCGGCGCUGCAGCCAUUGUCGGAUUCCUUAAGGCGUGCGUGUUACUGCGGCCGGCGCUGAAGGUGGUGGCGGCGCUGGGCGUGGUGCGGAACUCGGUGGGGUCGCGCGCGUACGUCGCCGACGAGCUGCUGCGCUCGCGCCGCGGCGUACCCGUACGCGUCGGCAACACAGACGCAGAGGGGCGCAUGGUCAUGGCCGACCUGCUCGCUGAGAUGCAUGACCGCGCGGAGUCGGAGAAGAACCCGCACGUGUACACGGUGGCGACGCUGACGGGACACGCGCACCGCGCCUACGGGGACGGGUACACCGCCGCGCUCGACAACCACGCCGCGCCCGCGCACGCCGAGAAACUGCGCGCCGCCGGGGAACUGCUCGGGGACAUGGUGGAGGUGUCGCGCGUGCGGCGCGAGGACCUGGCGGCGCACCGCGGGCGCGCGCACGGCGACGCGCUGCACCAGGCCGACUCGCGCCCGUCCGUGGCCACGCCGCGCGGACACCAGGCGCCCGCCGCGUUCCUGCUGCUGGCGGCGGGGCUGGACGCCGGGCCCGUGCCCUUCACGCACCUGGACGUGGCGGCGAGCGCCGGCAGCUUGCCGCACGCGCCCACCGCCGCGCCGCUGCUCGCGCUCGCCGCGCUGCACGGACUGCUCGCCGUCUGACCGACGCUACACUCGCCGCACGACGCCCACGGAACAGAGCAUAAUAUUUACAUCAUAUAUACUAAUAUUUACACCCUAAGUGUCGGCCUUUUUACGUGACAUCUGGCUGGACUAUAUUAGAGAUAUAUUGUAAAACAUGUUAGUAAUGUGAUAGAAAAAAACUUUAAACAAGAGAUUCUUGUUGUGCUCACUAGAAAUUACUACAUAAUAUAUUGUUAGUUGCUACUUCCUGGGCACUAACAAAGCCACAAGGUUAUGAUUUGAGCCAUCGAUGUACUGCUACAUGCAUGUAAUUGACGCCGACCAUACUAUUAAUACUUAGGGAGAGAAUGCAAAUGUUACAUAAUUUUCACAUAUAUUAUAAUUUUAUACUGUUGUAUCAUGUGUAUCAUAAUAACUAAUUAAAAUAUAAUAUUACAAA